CAUGCUUUGUAUGAAAAUUAUUCAACAUGUCGCUGGCAAGUUUACUACCGGCUCCGGCUCACAGGCCCUAUCAAGAGGCCAGUGACGAUGAUUUGGAGCGAGCAUACAGUCAAAUGACAACAGUAGCCGUGUCUAAGAAGCAGCCACCACCUUAUGGACAGAGAAGAAAUUGGAUCCCCAGAACACAAGAGGAUUUUGGAGAUGGAGGUGCUUUUCCAGAAAUUCAUGUGGCUCAAUUCCCGUUGGAUAUGGGGAAAACCAGAAACAAGGGAACAUCUUCGGCACUUCCUGUUACGUUAGACUCUGAAGGAAGAGUGAAAUAUGAUGCUCUUGUACGUCAAGGACAUUCAAAGGACAGAGUGGUCCACUCACGCUUUCAAGAUUUGAUUCCGGCUCAAAUAACCAAAGAAGAUGACCCUGAAUUACAACGACCAGAUGAUGAUGAGAUUGCUGAGACAACGGAGAGGACACGACUUGCAUUAGAGAAAGAAGUUUCAUCCAAAAUAGCUGCAGCACAACCAACUCAUGUUCCUCAGCAACAAGGAGGUGCUCAGUAUAUCCGAUACACGCCGUCACAGCAAGGACUGUCAUUCAACUCUGGGGCAAAACAACGAGUCAUUCGUAUGGUGGAAGCACAGAAGGAUCCAAUGGAACCUCCUAGAUUCAAAACAAACAAAAAGAUCCCUAGAGGACCCCCAUCACCCCCAGCUCCUGUCAUGCAUUCACCAAAUAGAAAGGUGACAGUGAAAGAACAACAGGAUUGGAAAAUUCCACCCUGUAUCUCAAAUUGGAAAAAUGCUAAGGGGUACACAAUUCCUUUGGACAAAAGGCUAGCGGCAGAUGGUCGAGGUUUACAGGAUCCACAUAUUAAUGAUAAGUUUGCAAAACUUGCGGAAGCUUUGUACAUUGCAGACAGACAGGCUCGUGAAGAAGUUGAACUUCGUACGCAGUUGGAAAAGAAAGUUGCUCAGCGAGAGAAGGAAAAACAAGAAGAAAAGCUAAGAAAAUUAGCACAAAAAGCUCGCGAAUCAAGGGCUGGAAUACAAAGUGCAUCAGAGAAAUCCCAUGAUGAGCGAGAGCGUGAUCAGGUGCGUUAUGAAAGACAUAAAGAUCGCGAGAAAGAGCGAAGAAUUGCCAAAGCAGCUCCUGAUAAGAGGUCAAAACUUCAACGGGACCGGGAGCGUGAUAUCACUGAGAAGAUUGCUUUGGGAAUCGCAGGCGGCGGCUCGCAAUCUCACGAAGCUAUGUAUGACCAGCGGCUGUUCAAUCAAAAUAAAGGAAUUUCCUCCGGAUUUGGCGAAGAUGACAGCUACAAUGUUUAUGAUAAACCCUGGCGUAACUCAGGAAGUACGGCUAACGCUGUGUACAGACCAUCAAGGAACAAUGAUAAGGAUAUUUAUGGCGAUGACAUCGAUAAACUCAUGAACACGGACAAGUUCCAACCAGACAAGGAAUUCGCGGGAACCGACCGAAAUGUACGUCGAGAUGGUCCCGUGCAGUUUGAACGAGAUGAAGAAGAUCCGUUUGGACUGGACAAGUUUCUUACGGAGGCUAAAAAAGCUGGGAAACGAACCGCAGAUGAUCCAAGAGGCAGCAGAGACGCGGACAAUCGUAAAAGAAGCAAACGUUAAUUGAGGAUGAUGUCGUGCUUCUUGGGAAAUCGCACGGAGCAAACUGGAGCUCAACUUUAUAGCGCUCGAUGCGGGCUGUUUGUUCAAACAACCUGUUCAGACAGCCUUGAAAUACUUACGACCUAGAACGCUUGUAUAGAAUGACUAAAAUGUGAAAUAUUUUAAAGCGAAAACUCGAAGACGAGGCAAAGGAAGAUUGCGCCAUUUCUUUGGCUACUGUAUACAGUUCUUUUAUAAAAGAAGAAGUUUGAUAAUGUAACGUUUUAGAUGGAGGGAAAUCGUUCAUAAUGCAUCACAAUCUUUACGGAUAUCUGUUAAUAGCAUGUAUCUCUUGAUUUCAUGAAUUUCCAGUGUCAUUUCCUUGACGUUUGCGUCUUGACAAGAAACACUAGGAAAAUGUGCCAAAAAAUUUAUAUAGAUUACAAAUAUUUUUUGUGGAGGCAAAAUUAAAAAAAUGUCCCAACCAGUAACGACAGCAUUGCACUUUUUGGGUGAUAUGGACAAGAGCAUAGAAUCAGUGCUAAAAAAGCUGGUCAAGAGAAAUAUGUGUUAAGUAGAUUUCUGUCAAUGUAAAAUAAAAUCUUGUAAGAAUUGUUGGUUUGUAAGGUUGCUGCAAUAAAUACAAAUAUAGGUACGUAAUGCGUACUUUUGUAAACAAGCC
Dendronephthya gigantea is the source of this 2292-nucleotide messenger RNA. RefSeq names its product SNW domain-containing protein 1-like. NCBI's taxonomy places the organism in Eukaryota, Metazoa, Cnidaria, Anthozoa, Malacalcyonacea, Nephtheidae. The coding region runs from base 27 to 1631 and encodes 534 amino acids. Gene Ontology annotation, biological process: mRNA splicing, via spliceosome. The record is from RefSeq and is a predicted model, not a curated record. Gene Ontology annotation, cellular component: spliceosomal complex. The transcript has 16 exons.